AUGAGUGACGAGAGAAUUGCCCAGUUCGAAAAGAAGUUCGAUGAAAUGGACACAGGCAAGGAUGGCAAGAUGAAGGCCAAGGAAUUCAACGCUCUUUAUGCCGAGCUCGAGGGCAAGGAAUGCACACAGGAGGAAUCAGACGUCAUGUUCCGUGGCAUUGAUAUCGAUAACUCCGGCACAGUUACAAAGGAGGAAUUCAUGGACAUGGUCAAGGCCGUUGUCAACAACGAUGACCUCUACACAUACAAGCUUAUCUUCCGUGCCUUCGAUAAGGAUCGCUCUAAGGCCCUCGAAUGCAAGGAAGUUAUCGCUAUCCACAAGUACUGCGGCAAGGAAGUUACACAGGAGCAGGUUGAAAAGUUCAUGGUCGAAGAGACAGGCAAGAAGAAUGGCAAGAUCACAUUCGCUAUGCUCUACAAGCUCCUUACAGGCAAGAAGAUCGCCGCUGAAACAGACCCAUAUGAUGGCAAGCUUAAGUCCAAGUGCUGCCUCCUUCUUUAA
Molecule: messenger RNA, 501 nt
Organism: Trichomonas vaginalis G3
Lineage: Eukaryota; Parabasalia; Trichomonadida; Trichomonadidae
Product: calcium-binding protein family
Exons: 1
Coding region: 1-501 (166 amino acids)
Cellular component (GO): cytoplasm
Molecular function (GO): calcium ion binding
Source: RefSeq, a predicted model, not a curated record